GAAUUGCACAAGAGCUCUCCUCAAAGGUCGGUGUGACCGCACGGGCUGUUAGGAGUUCGUAAACGGCGUUAAAAUGAUGCCCACGGCCGCUUGUUCGGGGUCUCUGUUCCCUUACCUGCAGGCUUGUGGCCCGCUAAAGUCUUUAGUCCCCGGAGCGGUGAACACAGGAGAUGUGCUGAUGAAGUCUGCCCGUACUGCUGCACUCAGUGGCAACUUUGGAGCCCGUUUCGCUCACACUGAUAUCAAAGUCCCUGACUUCUCUGAUUAUCGCCGAGCUGAGGUGUUGGAUCCUAAGAAGUCCUCUCAGGAGAGCAGCGAUGCCAGGAGGGCCUUCUCUUACCUGGUGACCGGAUCCACUGCUGUGCUGGGUGUCUAUGCGGCCAAAACUGUAGUGACCCAGUUUAUUUCCUCCAUGAGUGCAUCUGCUGAUGUCCUGGCCUUGUCCAAAAUAGAGAUCAAGUUGUCCGAUAUCCCAGAGGGGAAAAACAUGACCUUCAAGUGGAGAGGCAAGCCGCUGUUUGUUCGUCACAGAACAGAAAAGGAGAUUGCAACUGAGCAGAACGUAGAUCUCUCUGGGCUCCGGGAUCCCCAGCAUGACAAAGAUCGCGUCACCAAGCCCUCUUGGGUUAUCGUCAUUGGUGUGUGCACUCACCUUGGCUGUGUCCCAAUCGCAAAUGCCGGUGAGUAUGGCGGGUACUACUGCCCCUGCCACGGGUCACAUUAUGAUGCCUCGGGUCGGAUCAGAAAAGGACCUGCACCCCUUAACCUGGAGGUGCCUUAUUAUGAGUUUCCUGAUGACGAUACUGUAAUAGUUGGAUAGACGAUGGACAUUUUCUCUGUGUGCUUUUAUGUGUCCUGCCAAAUUAAUUAAUAAAUGUAUAUUUUAAAGCAA
Molecule: messenger RNA, 892 nt
Organism: Myxocyprinus asiaticus (Chinese sucker)
Lineage: Eukaryota; Metazoa; Chordata; Actinopteri; Cypriniformes; Catostomidae
Product: cytochrome b-c1 complex subunit Rieske, mitochondrial-like
Exons: 2
Coding region: 74-820 (248 amino acids)
Biological process (GO): mitochondrial electron transport, ubiquinol to cytochrome c
Cellular component (GO): membrane
Molecular function (GO): quinol-cytochrome-c reductase activity; 2 iron, 2 sulfur cluster binding
Source: RefSeq, a predicted model, not a curated record